GUGCACUCUAGAAUAAAGUCGGGCGCCGAUUGGAUCGCCGCCCGAACUCUUUAUUAUCCUGUGAACGCUUGUUGUGGCUCGGUCAACUCCAGCGCCUCUUUCCCCAAAUAUUCAUAAACCCUUUGGGAAUUGUUUUUUUUUCAUUAGAGGACCCAUGCGGCGCUCGAAGCGGAUGCGCUGUCCCGAUGGACGGUGGACAAAUGAGUGGAGCUGUGAGGAGAAGGAGGAGGGGGAGGAAGAAGACAGGAGUGUGGAGACUCGCAAGCGCCCGAAGUGGGAUUCGCGGAGCGUUGAGAGAGACAGGAGACCAGGACGAUUCCAUCACUACAGAACAUACGAAAGGUGCAGAAAAAGCAGCAGGGGGCUGGAGUUCACAGAGCGCAGGGCGCCGGAGCCCAGGCCGAAGCCACGGGGCCAUGAGAAGAGAGCAAGCGAUCGGGCCGUUCCUGAGAAAGAGCAGGACGGAGACGGGCAUUGGCACCACUACAGCAAAUCCUUGGCUCGGUGCGAGAGCAGAGAACAGCAGCACCACAGCGGCCACUCGCACUCGAAAAGUCAUCGAAGGAAAAGAACCAGGAGUUUUGAGGAUGAUGAAGAGGGUCACCUGAUCUAUCACAAUGGACAAGUUCUAAGAGCAAGAUAUGAGAUUGUGAGCACUCUCGGUGAAGGAGCUUUUGGAAAAGUAGUGGAGUGUAUCGACAACACAGAAGACGGUAUGAGGGUGGCCCUAAAGAUUAUCAAAAAUCAGGCGCGCUAUCGUGAGGCAGCUCUUAUCGAAGUCGAGGUGCUGAAACAGAUGAAGGCGUUGGACUGUGAAAACCGGCUUGCAUGUGUGCGGAUGCUGGACUGGUUUGACCUUCACGGUCACAUCUGCAUCGUGUUUGAGCUGCUAGGACUGAGCACGUAUGACUUCCUGAAGGCGAACGAUUACAUGCCCUUUACUGUUGACCAGAUCAGACACAUGGCAGAUCAGAUCUUCAGAGCUGUACACUUUCUUCAUCAGAAUAAACUCACACACACCGACUUGAAACCUGAAAACAUUCUAUUCGUGGAUUCAGACUGUGAUAUUGAAUACAAUGCCAAGUUGAAACGGGAGGAGAGGACUCCGAAGAACCUCGACGUGAAGGUCGUGGACUUUGGCAAUGCUACGUAUGACCAUGAGCACCAUACUUCAGUGGUGUCUACACGUCACUACAGAGCACCUGAAGUCGUCUUGGAGCUGGGCUGGAAUCAGGCAUGUGACGUUUGGAGUUUGGGCUGUAUUCUGAUUGAGUACUAUCUGGGUUUAACACUUUUUCAGACUCAUGAUAGCAGGGAGCAUCUCGCCAUGAUGGAGAGGGUUCUAGGACCAAUACCAGCACACAUGCUCCAGCAAACAAGGAAACGCCACUACGUUCAUCAUGGCAAGCUGGACUGGGACGAGUGCAGCUCAUCAGGCAGAUACGUGAGGAAGCACUGCAAGCCUCUCAAGCAAUACAUGUCCUCCAAGAGCUGGGAGCACGAGCAGUUUUUCGACCUGCUCCAGAAGAUGAUGGAGUAUGACGUGUCCAAGCGCAUCACCCUGGAGGAGGCCAUCAAACACCCGUUUUUCACACCGCUUAGGAAAGAGAGUGAAAAGUGAACCUCUGAUUGCCUUUUUCACGCUUUUACACCUCCCACGGAGACUCCUGCUGACUGUAUCAGUCUGCUGCACUGGAGCAAUAAGCCGAAGAUAAAGCUUUAGGUGAUAAUAAAAUGAUGGUGCUUCGUCUUUGCUCUGUAUUGAUCAGUGAUCUGAGAAUUUACAGAUGACCGAACAAGACUGUUGCAUAAUUCUGGUUGCUUAAUGUACAUAUUUAUUUUUCUGAUUUCAUGGUGGAAAAAAAUGUGUUGGAAUUUUUGUGUUAAUUAAACUUGAAUACAUUUUCAGAUAA
Silurus meridionalis is the source of this 1913-nucleotide messenger RNA. RefSeq names its product CDC-like kinase 4b (gene clk4b). Gene Ontology annotation, cellular component: nucleus. The coding region runs from base 155 to 1621 and encodes 488 amino acids. Gene Ontology annotation, molecular function: ATP binding; protein tyrosine kinase activity. Gene Ontology annotation, biological process: regulation of RNA splicing; protein phosphorylation. NCBI's taxonomy places the organism in Eukaryota, Metazoa, Chordata, Actinopteri, Siluriformes, Siluridae. The record is from RefSeq and is a predicted model, not a curated record. The transcript is spliced from 13 exons.